CGUGAGAAUGAACAGCUUCGACAACUUCCCAGUAAAAUCGAACAGGAAACUCUGAUUAUCAGUUACUCUCUGAGUGUACGCCUUCGCAUGAGUGCCAAAAUCCAAUAGAAUCGCUUCAAACCGGCCCUGGACACAUGGAUGGAUAUCUGAACAACAAUAAUGCCUCCCAGUCGUUUUCGUGGACAUCGUCGACCCAUUCAUGGUGGUCGUUAUACUCAAAGAGUUCCCCCGAGACUGAAGAACCUUGCUUCCGGACAUUGCUGGCUAGCCACGUGCGACGGCUCAUGACCAUCAUAUACAUGUGCGGCUGUAACUCCUGCUACACUGAACCGCCGUGAACUUUCCCUCCUCUACCCUUGCCAGCUCACCCGUUUCUUCUUCUUAACCUCUUACCGUCAGUAUCCUGUAUACCCCAGCCCUAACCUCACCAUGGCCACCAGAUUCGACCCGAACAACGCUCAGAACGCAGCCGAGAUCGAGAAACAAUUUGCGGUGAAGGCGGUUGAGCAAGCACAAACAUACUGGAAUCUCUUGGAGAAGGUUCCCCCACGCCAAUUGAAGCUCACAAAGUUGGACGACGAGAUCUUCGAACACCUCAUGAAGGACUUUCCCGAGCUGAAUCAGGAGCCUUAUGAGGGUAUCACCAAGCUCGACGAGGAAUGGAUGAAGAGCAAGGAUGGCAAGGAGACAUGGCGCAAGUUCAUUCAGGCUUAUGAAAAGAAAGUCCAGGACUACAACUUUGGCUCUCUUAUACGUACCGAUGCUCGAGAGGAGUACAGUGAGACUAACACAAUCUUCGUUACUCGUAUACAGUUCUAUGCCAUCGAGGUAUGGACGCGUAUUGUUUUAUUUUCUAAGUGUUUGAAUAUCUUCUUUCAGAUUGCUCGCAACCGUCUUGGUCUGAACGACCGUGCACAUGAGAUCGCGAAGGAGGAGGCUGCAAAGGAGAAGGCCAAAGCCGAGCGCGAGAAGGUGAAGGGAAAGAAGAAGGCCACCAACUAAGGGUAGGCUAUUGAAACCGUUGCAUUUUCACUCCUCUUCUUUCCUGUCAUCAUCUUCCAUCUCCGCAUCACAAGAACAAGAAAUCGAGCCUCAGCAUUUAUGGUUAUUAGUCAAUGUAACGUCUCUGGAUUUGUAUCUUCUCGGGAACGACAUUUCGGACGAAACUUUCCACGUUGCACACUUUGUAGGCGUGAAAAUGGGUACUAAACAUAUAUUUUGUACAUCGUGCACUUGAGAGGUAGUAUCAGUUUAUACGGACUUGACGAAUGAUCACAACUUGGGACGUGUCAGUGAUGCAACU
Molecule: messenger RNA, 1303 nt
Organism: Somion occarium
Lineage: Eukaryota; Fungi; Basidiomycota; Agaricomycetes; Polyporales; Cerrenaceae
Source: the annotation of a GenBank genome assembly